AUGUGCACAGGCAUUAGAAACUUAAUGAAUGUUGAUAUUGAUACGUGGAUCUGCCCAGAGUGUCGUUGCGCUAUAAAAAAAGGUGGAGACAAUUCUUUUACACCGGUGGGCGUAAAACAAGAUCCUAACGUAACACUUCGGAAGAAUGUCUCAACUAACUCCACGAGUAACUAUGUUGACAACAUUGCAUUAAUAUCGGAGAUACAUGAUCUACGCUCGGAGAUGUCUACUCUUAAAGAAUUGCUCACAAAGGCAUUGACCUUAAUCGGCGGCCACGAAGAUAAGUUAGAAAGGUAUGCUUUGCAAGUAAAACAAUUAAAUAACAAGCUUGAAAAGUAUGAGAAGCAAGAUAUCCAGACUACGCCUCUGCGAGCUGUGCACGAACCUCGCGCGAAUUCGCUGAGCAACACGGAUGUAGCUAUCAAACCAACUGCAGUAAAACAGCAGCCUAAACAACAGGUGAUAGGAAAUUCUCAAAGCUACCACCAGGCUUCCCGACAUCUCCAUACUGAUCACAUAAUACCACCAACUCAAGAACUGGAUCAGUCCGUUAUUGCUGUCGUUAGACAAGAACACAAUACUCAAAAUGACGGGGAAUGGAUUGAGGUAAAAAAGCGCAACUAUAGGCAACGUCAAAAACCAUUACAUGGAACUGCUGAUCCUCUGUCAAUCAAUUUAAAGGCUAUGGAAAUACGCAAACACUUCCACCUGUGGAAUAUGGCUUCCGACAUCGAUGAAGUUCGUCAAUACCUUUCUCAGCUAUAUCCUACUGCUGGCUGCUCCGUUGAAGAGUUAAGUGCUCGUGGGGAUUACAAAUCAUACAAAAUUGGAGUUCCCGCUGAAUUUUACGAUAGGAUUUACUCUGCCGACAUCUGGCCACUGAAUGCUAGGAUAAAACCCUGGAUUAACUAUAGAAAGAGCACUUCCAAAAUAAAUGAACUACAGAAUCUGUCACCUGGUCAGCCCUUUCGUAAGCCAACUUCGACAAAACCACAAUAG
This is a messenger RNA of Spodoptera littoralis (African cotton leafworm), 999 nucleotides long. The record is from the annotation of a GenBank genome assembly. NCBI's taxonomy places the organism in Eukaryota, Metazoa, Arthropoda, Insecta, Lepidoptera, Noctuidae.